Messenger RNA from Tinamus guttatus (white-throated tinamou), 7905 nucleotides. RefSeq names its product xin actin binding repeat containing 1 (gene XIRP1). Gene Ontology annotation, molecular function: actin filament binding. Lineage: Eukaryota; Metazoa; Chordata; Aves; Tinamiformes; Tinamidae. Gene Ontology annotation, cellular component: focal adhesion; stress fiber. Gene Ontology annotation, biological process: actin cytoskeleton organization; actin filament organization. The record is from RefSeq and is a predicted model, not a curated record.
GAUUAGAGACCUUGUUUUAGAGUGCAUUGCUGUGGAUUCAGAGCUAACACCAAGCCUGGAGCGUAUGCAGUGGUGUGAUGCUUUGGAGUGCUGUGUGCUACUGAACUAAAGGUAUGGAGCUCAGUAGGUGCAUGGUUUUCCUUUCUUUGGAUGGCUUUUUCUUUUGCCGUUUGCACUACUAACGGCCACUGGGCUUGGUGGGAAGAGACAAUGCUGACAUUUAAAACUGUUUCCCUAAAGAUGGCAGAGGUUCAGAAACCAUCUACAGUUGCCAUCAAGAAAAUGGAAGAGGACGUACCUCCUGCUCCUACCCUUGGUUUGGUCCAAGUCAGCGGUCCUGCUGCAGGGAGCCAGGAUCCCAGCCCGCUCCCCACGCCUCCUCCGAAGCAAUCCUUCUCCAAGUUCUACCAGCAGCGCCAGGUGAACGAGCUGAGGCGGCUGUACAGACACAUGCACCCUGAGCUCAGGAAGAACUUGGAAGAAGCAGUGACCGAGGACCUGGCAGAAAUGCUUAAUACUGAAGAUCCCAGUGCACAGGCCUCUGUGAACCUGGACAAAGUCCUUCCAGGGGAGGUUCAGUCCAUGCGCUGGAUCUUUGAGAACUGGGCGCUUGAUUCUAUUGGGGACCAUCAAGCUACAAAGAAGCUGGCAGAAGAAGAGGUCAUUCCUGGUGGGGAUGUGAAAAGUACAUCCCUGAGGUUUGAAAAUCAGUCAGUCAAUGGGGACAGGCUGUCAACAGUAGCCAAGGUAUCAGAAACAGACCAUGCCAAAGGGGAUGUGCACACUGCCAGGUGGCUGUUUGAAACCCAGCCACUAGACUCCUUAAAUAAACUGUACUCAGAUGAAACAGAAGUGCAGGAAGCCGUUCUCAGGGAGCCUGUCCAGGGAGGUGAUGUGAAAGGUGCCAGACAACUCUUUGAAGCUCAGUCCUUGGAUGCUAUAGGGCGCUGCUGUUCAGUGGAGGAGAAGAGCAUCUUGCAACUCAAGUCAGAAAUCCAGGAGUUAAAAGGUGAUGUCAAGAAGACUAUCAAGCUUUUCCAAACUGAGCCACUCUGUGCCAUCAGAGACAAAACUGGGAAUAUCCAUGAGAUCAAAUCUGUUUGCCGAGAAGAAAUACAGAGCAAUGCAGUCAGGACCGCUCGCUGGCUGUUUGAGACUCAGCCACUAGAUACCAUCAACAAGGACACUUCCAAAGUGCAAAUAAUCCGUGGGAUUUCAUUGGAAGAAGUAGGAAGGCCAGAUGUUAGUGGAGCAAGGUGGAUAUUUGAAACUCAGCCUCUGGAUGCCAUCAGAGAAAUUACAGUGGAAGAACAAGAUUUCAAGGCUUCAAUGGAUUUUACCACAGGGGCAGAUGUCAGUAAGCAGCGAAUGCUGUUUGAGACUCAAGCCCUUGAUUCUCUGAAAGGAGAAGUUUCAGAGAGUGUCAAAGCCAAAGAGCAAGUCAUUGGAGGUGAUGUGAAAUCUACACUCUGGCUGUUUGAGACCCAGCCAAUGGAAACCCUGAAAGAUAAUUUUGAGGUGGGACAUUUAAAGAAAGUAGAGCUUUCAGCAGAAGAGAAGGGAGAUGUGAAGCAAAGAAAACAUAUAUUUGAGAGUUGUCCACUCAGUAGCAUCUCUAUGGCAUCUGAAAAAGAAAUUUCAGCCACCAGUGCAGAAGAGGUGGUGAAAGGGGAUGUGAAAUCUUUCAAGACCCUAUUUGAAACUCUUCCAUUAGACAGCAUUAAGCAGGCUGAUGCUGAGCCCAUCACCAAAGAAGAGGAGCGUAUUCCUACUGGGAAUGUCAAAGCCAACCAAAUCCUGUUCGAGACGACACCUCUGUAUGCCAUCAAAGACAGCCUUGGUAACUUCCACGAAGUCACCUCUGUAAGCAGAGAGCAAGUCAUCAGUGGUGAUGUCAAGAACUAUAAGUGGAUGUUUGAAACCAGACCGCUGGACCAGUUUGAUGAAAGCACCAAGAAAGUGGACAUAAUACGUGGGAUCACCAAAGAGGAGGUAGUAGCUGGUGAUGUCAGAACAGCCAAAUGGCUCUUUGAAACUCAACCCAUGGAUGUAAUUCACCACCAAGCCAUGCAAGGUGAGGAACCUGCCUUGGUGAAGCGGGAGAUCUCCCAGCGGGGAGAUGUGAAGACCUGCAGGUGGCUUUUUGAGACACAGCCCAUCAACACUCUAUAUGAGAAGGCUGAAAAGAAGCAGGAAGAAGAUGAGUAUGUACCCCAAGCUGAUGUGAAGUCAUACACAUGGAUAUUUGAGACCCAGCCACUGGACUCACUGAAAGGCCAGGAGGAGCAGCAUUUGCAAGUCAGCAAAGCAUACAGUCAGGAUGACUUGGAGGGCGUUGAUGUCAAAACUGUGCGGCACCUGUUUGAGACUGAACCAUUAGGCAGCACCACGGCCAGUAAAGCUGACCUCAAGGAAACUGUGCGAUAUUGCAGCCGUGUGGAGAUACAAUCUGGGGAAGUGUCCAGGGUAAAGGAGUUCUUUGAAGCUAAGCCCUUGGACAGAGCGACUAAACCAACAGUGGUUGUGAAGGAUGACGGGAAGAUUGAAGCUGGAGCUGUGCACAAGUUCACUUGGCUUUUUGAAAACUGCCCCAUGGACUCCCUGAAAGACGGUUCUGAGGGCAUCCAGGAAAUCCCUCCAGAGAAGGAUAUCAAGGGGGGAGAUGUUGGUGGCAAAAGGUUCAUAUUUGAGACCUACUCCCUUGACCAAAUCCAUGAUAAGGUGGAUGAGACAGAAAUUCAAAAGAUCCAGAAAGACACCAUGAGCAAGGCCAAUGUCAAGUCCUGCACAAUGCUCUUUGAAAGCCAGCCAUUAUAUGCUAUCCAGGACAAAGACGGGGGAUACCACGAGGUCACCUCAGUGCAGAAAGAAGAAAUCAUGAAAGGUGAUGUGAAAGGUGCCCGAUGGUUGUUCGAAACUAAACCUCUGGACCAGAUCAAGAAGGAAGAAGAAGUGUUUGUGAUUAGGGCCGUCACUCAAGAGGACAUCAAGAAAGGGGAUGUCCAGGCUGCCCGUUGGAGGUUUGAGACAGAGCCUCUGGACUCCUUUUCCAGGGGACAGAAAUCUGUGCCCAGAACGGUAGAUGAUGUGCUGAAGGGAGAUGUUCAGUCCAAUAAGGAACUCUUUGAGUCCCAAAAGGUGGGCCAAAAGAAAUAUGUGAGGAUGGUCAGUGUCAGUGAUGUCCAGCGGGGUGAUGUGAGGACAUCCACCUGGCUCUUUGAAAACCAGCCUGUGGACUCCCUUCAUGGGGAUGCAGACAGAAGCACUUCUAUCAGCACAGUGCAGAGAGAGGACAGCCAGAAAGGGGAUGUGAAACGCUGCACCUGGUUGUUUGAAACCCAGCCUAUGGACACUCUCAAGGACACAGACGUGACAGCCAGUGCUGAGGCUCAAGAAGCUAUCCCUCAUGCAGACGUAAAAAGCACAACAUGGCUCUUUGAGAGUACACCUUUGGACAAGCUGAGUGCUUCUGAAGGCCAUGUAGAAACAGAAGUGAAAGAAAGGACCAUGAAGGAGACUUUGGAGAUGCUCUGCACUUGCCAGGCUAUUCAGCACAGUGGGAUCCUCAUUGAAGCCAAUGAUAUGGAGAGUGUGAAGAUGGUGAAGUAUCAGCUCGGCAGCCCAGGUGCUCCAGAAAUACUGAAAGAAGAGAUUGUGGGAGGCCAUUUGCAAAGGAUCAUGCUACAGCUUCUGCACAGAACCAAUGUGGAAGCACAGGGAAUACUGGUGGAGGAGGACAAAGAGGGCAAGAUCAAAGUGAGCCCAUUGCAGCUACUGGACCCAAGUGAAGCAGUUAAAAGCAAAGAGGACUUAAGUGGAAAUGUGGCUAAGGCUCUGCAGGGCCUCCUCAGUCAAGAGGCCUCCAUCAAAAAGGGGAUGGUCUUACAAGAGACAAAGAUGGGAUCAGUGAAGAUGACUCUCUACUCUCUCCUUUUCCACUCUGUGCAACAAAAAGUUGUCAAGGGGGAUGUGAAGACCACAAUAGGCAAUCUGCUGGCUUCUUCUCAAGAACAGAGAGCAACAGCAACAGUCAAGAGAGAGGACAAUGAGAAAGGGAAUGUCCAGCUUUUCAUUUUACAGUCCCUCAUCUCCUCCCAAACACAGCAGAGGGCAUCUGAGAGUGCUCCAUGGGAUGUACAGAGGUCCACAAUACAUAUCUCACAAGGGGAUGAACAGAUAGAGAAAGUGAUUGCAGAGGGUGAACCAGGGGCCAUGGAGGGAGCAAAAAAAGUGUUUGCAUGUGAAAGCAUGGGCAAAGAGGGUGCAUUGGACAGAGAGGCUGUGCAUGCAGAGGGUCUGAGGGGCACCACUGUACAAUGUCUUGGGAAGCCCCUGAGCGUACCCACAAUGAUGGGAAAGGAAGAAAUUAUGUCAGGGGGGCUUAAAGUCACUACAAAAUCAAUUCAAAGGGUUGCAAAUGGUAGCAAGAAGCAACAAAUGGCAGAGAAAGAAGAAACCAUCUCUGCCAGCACGAUGGAACCCAAAGCUGUGACUCAAAGCACAGCCCAGGCCAAAGUGACAGUUCAGAUGGACAAAGUAGCCGAGAAACAUCAGAGCUUGAUGGCUGGAGAAACCAGACAGAUGUCAGCACAGCCAGAAGAAAAGGCGCUUGGUAGUGAUCUCCAGGCUGCAAUGCAAAGCCUGAGACUAGCAACAGCAGAAGCAAAAAGCAUUCAGCAUCAUGUCCAAAGCAAGCUACAAAGGAGCAGGGAGGAAGUCCAUGUGGCCUGUAGGCAUCAGGCAGCCAGCACACAGGGGACAAUGACCCUUCAAUCAAAAACACACCAACAAGACUCUACAACCAAGCAGGAGAGCACCACCACUGCCACCAGGACCACCACCACUAAAAUGCAGGAGGCAUCCAAGACCCAUACAGGCGUGUCUCUGAAGACCAUAGCAUCACACAAAAAGGUCAGUGCUUCUGAGGAACUACAGGGAGGACAGCAGUUGAGCCAGGAAAAUCAAGUUGUGCCUAGUGCAGAUGUUAGAAUUAAGGAUGGCCUUUAUACAGCCAAGCCUGUGAAAACCUAUGUAAACCCAUUUCUUGAGUCUGAUUACAAAGAGCAAUCAGUGCAAGAAGAAAGAGAGCGAGAUGUUAUUAUCAGAGGGGAUGUGCAGACAGCUAUCAGAGCACUGCAAAGUGCCGCCACAGAACAGCGCCUGGUAGAAAAGGAGGAUAUUGUUCGAGGUAAUUUAAAGGCCACGCUUCAGUCGCUGGAAAAGUCUAACGUUAAUGUCUCCAGAGGGGAUUUUAAAGCCGCUAUGAUAUACAGAAAUGCAGGGCAGUCCUAUUCUGUGUGUAAAAAGCAAAAUGAGACUCAAGGCAUUAGUAAUCAGACAGCUGUAGUGGCUUCAGGGUCGCAGGCUGAUAAUGACUUUCCUCCUCCUCCCUCAGUUGCUGUGAUGAAAGCAGAGCAUUGCCCACCCUCAACUAAAGCAACAACAGAAGGUGCCCUUCUACAACCAACAAGCCAAGAUGAAGCACCAGGAUGUUCUGCAACACUACAGACCCCUCUUCCUGCCCUCCCUCCUCUGUCCUCCAAGCCCAGUGAUCAGAGUUCUGCAAAGAAGCCCCAAAUUCCUCCAAAACCAGAAAUUACUGCCCCACCAAGGAAAAAACCUCUUCCCCCUCCAAAACCUGAACAUCUCUCAUAUGAAGCUCAUUCUGCCCCUCUAAACAAUAGCAAAGACAAAUCAACCAAACCCAUGCCUCCUCCCCUGCCUCCAAAGCCUCCAUGCCUGAGAGAGGCCAGCAAGGCAAAGUCAUCACAAUCAGAGCUGGGAUUGUCCUGCAUGGAGGUGCAGGAACAAUCAGGUCAUGGGGAAGUUCAGGCAGAGUGUUGCGCUUCCGAGUCAUCAGGGCACAAAGUUAUUGCUGUUCAGGAUGUGAGCCCUGACAGACAGCAAUCAAAAAACAUUGCCAAAAGCCCUCUUCAAAAUGCAGAGGAAAAGUAUGAGACAAGCGAAGGAGGACAAAGCAAAGUAGAAUCAGACAUAGCAAAGACCUCAAGGUUGCUUAAAAAUAGAGUGGUUGACUUUGAAGCUGAGCAUGGAAUGAAGGGAGAGAAAGCAGCAGCUCCAAGAAGCUGCCCAGACAAGAUAGUUCAGAGGCAUAUGCAGCUAUGUAACCAGGAGGAUGGAUGCACUUCAAUAUCACAGUUAGCCUGUCCCAGUGAAGCAAGGACACCUAAUGCGCUAGAACAGACUGAACUAAGCACCUCCUCUGUGGGCCACACUACUCCUUCCAAAAGGAGAAAUGACAUUGCACAAAAUGCUUCCCCCAAGGUGGAAAGGGAAAGUUUGUCUAAUGCCUGUGGAUCAUGGAAUGGUCAGAGAGUCACACAGCAGGUGAAAGAGAGAAGACAAGAGGGCCAUCCAGUGUCCUCCCAUCAGCAGCCAAGGAGCUCCUUCCAGGAGCAACAGCAGAAUAGUGGGCAAUUGACAUGUCCUUAUGAGGCAGAGAUGCCUGCCCAGGAGAAGCCACCAGUGAUCAUGAGAGAAAAACACAAGAGAGAAACGGAAGAUGAACGUAGGAAGAGGCUGUCUGUGCAUAAAGAAGAGAUCAUGAAAGGCAAUGUCAAGGAGGCUAUGGAGAUCUUUGAGAACCUGAGGAGGCAGGAGGAGCUGCAAGAGAUUUUGACUCGGGUAAAGGAGUUUGAAGAAGAGACAAGCAAAGUGGAUGUGAAAGCUCUGAGGAGUUUCUUUGAAAAGGUCCCUGACUGGGUGGUUCUCCAGAAGGCCCAUCAGGCCAAGCAACAGGCCAGGGCUGAGACACUAGCAAAGGAAGACACUGACAGCAUCUCCUCAGUGGAGCUGGUUUUUGGGGACCUGGAGCGAGUGAGUGCUGAGAUUGUCUACUUGAAGGAACAGACACUCUCCCGGCUCCUGGACAUUGAGGAGGCCAUUAGAAAAGCUCUUUAUUCUGUUUCUAGCCUCAAGUCUGAGUCAGACAUAGCGGGGCUCUCUGGGCUUUUCAAGGAAUCUCUAGGGAACACCCAGAGCCCUGUGAGCAGCAGCAAUAUCCGCAAGAUCAGCAUUGUCUCAAGCAAAGCCAAGCAGGAGGGCGCAAUGCUGGAUACAGGGGACACAGGGCCCAUGGACUGUGCAAAAGUGACAGAAAAGACUGAAGCACCCAAAGCAGAGCUUGAGGUUCCCCGCCUCGUUCAUUCUCGUGUUGGUUCUCCCUCCUCACCUUCCUACAUCUCCAUUGAAUCUGCUGCCAGGAAACCUGCUGAAUCACCCAGGACUGCACAUUGCCCAUGGGAAAUCCCUUCACCAGAUUGUGUCAGUGCUGCAGGAAAGAGAGAUGUCUUUGGUCAGGACAACUUUAGCUCCUUUAGCCAUCCACCAGCAGGGUCUGCUGGGCAUGACCUGACUUCCUUUGAGAACAGACCAGAACCCAUCCCAAAGAAAGCUGGGCUGAGCUCAGUGAAACAGCCUCCUCUUGGCAAUGCCAAUCAUCAGAUCAAUGAGAAAGAGAGGAGCCCUGUGGACACAUCCAAAGGUAACUGCCACUGUGGGAUCAAAGGAGGCUUUUCAGACUAUUGCUCUCUGAAUAUUCCCAGUCCACAGAACACACGAAGGCAAAAAAGCAUCUUGGAGCUGCAGACAGGGCCUGAUGGGUCCAAGCUCUAUGGAGCCACUCGGACAGUCACAGAGCAGUAUGAGGAAAUGGAUCAGUUUGGAAACAAAAUCAUCACCUCGUCUACUACAGUCACAAAGCAAUCUGAGACCCAAACAUCCUCCACGUGUGAUGUGGCAUCUCACCCCAGAUACGAGGUAUCUACAUCACCCCUAUUUCGGAGGUACCUGAAGAGCCCGAAUGAAGACUUCCACACCAACGGCAGUUUUCAGGAGCCAGGUGUAGUUUUUGUCACCUUUGGCAACUCCAAACCAAAGAAAUAG